Messenger RNA from Balaenoptera ricei (Rice's whale), 254 nucleotides. Its product is annotated as protein CEBPZOS-like. Lineage: Eukaryota; Metazoa; Chordata; Mammalia; Artiodactyla; Balaenopteridae. The record is from RefSeq and is a predicted model, not a curated record. The transcript has a single exon. The coding region runs from base 24 to 254 and encodes 76 amino acids.
CGCGCCUCAGGAUAGCCCACACUAUGGAUCCACUGGCAAAGCAGAUCUUUAAAGGAGUUUUAGUAGCUGAACUUGUGGGCAUUUUUGGAGCAUAUUUUUUGUUCAGAAAGAUGAAUACAAGCCAAGAGUUCAGGCAAACAAUGAGCAAGAAAUUCCCCUUCAUCUUGGAAGUUUAUUGCAAGUCCACUGAACACUAUGGAAUGUAUGGAAUCAGAGAGAAAGAUCAAGAAAAGUGGCUGAACAGCAAAAAUUAG